AUGGGUUGUUGUACAUCAGCUAAGGGCUUAGAUAAAGAGGAUAUUCAUUCUCCGAUUGUGCUCGAAGUCACAGGGAAAAGUUGUCGAUAUCACGGAACUACCGAACGCGGUCGGUUUCAGACAUUGGGCAAUUCACAUAUGAUUUUAACAGAAGAUGGGCUAUAUUCACAAGUGUCUGGUGUUAGCUGUUGUGGAGACCAAGGUUAUCUGUAUAUACCUCUCGGUUCGAUUUUGAGUGUUCGUGAACAAGAUUGGUUUAAUGGUCUUUAUCGACUCGAUCGUCCACAUCUGAUAGUUACUUAUCGAGUUCCUCGAAAGGGUGAAUUUCAAGCGGGCUGGCAAAUGGAUCAUCCCAGUUAUGAGCAAUGGCACAGAGCGAUCGAAAGACUUCUUGAACAAAAAUUUAUGAUCAAAUUACAAUAA
Molecule: messenger RNA, 423 nt
Organism: Adineta ricciae
Lineage: Eukaryota; Metazoa; Rotifera; Eurotatoria; Adinetida; Adinetidae
Source: the annotation of a GenBank genome assembly